AUGCAGGCAGUCACUUUACUCACCGGGGAAACGCACGCCAACGGCGCCAGGCUCCCUACCUGGAGCAACUCUCGCUCUACGUCGGGAUUGCCAAUAAUCGCAUGCCGUCCCUCGCCUACGCGUCCCGGAGUACCCUUUCCAAACGCGCGCCACCCACCCACCGUCGGUGGCAAGUUCGAUAAGCGCUGUGCGUCCCUCUCCGCGCGCCCUUGUUCCCGAUGCAGGCCGAAAUACAUCCCUCCUGCAGUGCAACCGCUCAGUGCACUUCCCCGCGAAUCACCAACACGGAAUAACUUGAGGUGUGAAGUUGAGACGUCAGGAGUUGGCAUGUGAAAUUAAUGGCACCAGACUCAUCGCGCACGUCUUCGCACUGACCUCGUGUGUGAAGCAAGGGGUUGCACGCGAAUGGAAUGACACUGUAGCCAAAAUAAGGGUAAUUGUAGUGUUUCUCUUUUUGUAUCGCAACUUGCGUCAACAACAACCGUCUCCAGCCAGAUACUUGGAUACCGGCAGAUACUUAAGAUGCUGGCUGAGCAGCUCCCCCUUGCAAGCUGCCGGCACACAUAAAGGAACUGCGACCUGAUGAAAGGGAAGGUAUGGAUGUAUUCUUUUCUUCAUAAUUCUCCACAUCGCUCGCUCGCUCGCAUUAGCAGCACGCAUCCGUCGGAGACGAUGCCGUCGCGUGUCGGUAAAGUGCUGCGUGCGGGCAAUCAGAAGAUUUUUGAAGAGGACACCGCCGCGUGUCUGAAGCAGAAGACCGGUCACCUCCGUGCGUCCGUCGAAAAGCGAAGUCGGCUCAGUGCGUUCCGAAGGAGACGCUGCCACACAGCGUCACCGGAACAAUAUCAAGCGCCCAUAACAUUAAAAGUUCGCCCUCAGUA
Molecule: messenger RNA, 881 nt
Organism: Chondrus crispus (carragheen)
Lineage: Eukaryota; Rhodophyta; Florideophyceae; Gigartinales; Gigartinaceae
Exons: 2
Coding region: 1-333 (110 amino acids)
Source: RefSeq, a predicted model, not a curated record